Molecule: messenger RNA, 1911 nt
Organism: Metarhizium robertsii ARSEF 23
Lineage: Eukaryota; Fungi; Ascomycota; Sordariomycetes; Hypocreales; Clavicipitaceae
Product: Ribonuclease H-like protein
Exons: 1
Coding region: 1-1911 (636 amino acids)
Molecular function (GO): protein dimerization activity
Source: RefSeq, a predicted model, not a curated record
AUGUACAACAUCAACCCCGAGAGCAAUAACGGACAGAAUGUCUUGUAUAGUAUGCUCAAAAAAGUCGGAAAGACCGAUGCAUUGGAUGAGCUCCUGAUCGAAUGGGUUACUACCGAGAACCUCCCUUUCCGCAUUGUCGAGAGCACCAGUUUCCAGAAUAUCCUUCUCCAUCUUAAUCCCGCUUUCAAGGGCCGAAUACCUUCCGCAAUGGUUCUUCGAGACAGACUCGAUACCGUGUACAAGCAGGCACAAGGGCCAGUUACAGAGCUUCUCGCGACAGCCCGGGGAAGAAUUCACGUCACUUUUGAUGGCUGGACAUCACGCAAUCGUCUAUCUUUGCUAGGAAUUAAUGUAUUCUUCAUUGACGUAGACUGGAGACAUCGCAAGUUACUUCUUGGGUUGCCUUCAGUCCAGGGAAGGCAUACUGGAGAGAAUCUUGCAGACGAGGUGGCAAGCGUGCUUGCAUACUUUGGGAUUGACGCUUCUCGAUUAGGCUACUUCGUCCUUGACAACGCCCGUAAUAACGAUACAGCAGUCGCAGCCCUUGCUGAUGAAUUCGACUUCGACCUUGACCAUCGCCGCCUUCGCUGCCUUGGCCACAUCCUGAACCUAGUGGUGAAGCAGUUGAUCUUUGGCGAUAGUGCUAGUGCGAUGGAGACCGAGGAUGAUGACGACUUCGAUUUCAGCACUAUCAGCGAUGAGUUGAAGAAAUGGAGGAAGAAAGGGCCUGUUGGACGGCUUCACAACUUCGUCGGGGCUAUCAACAACUCCCCACAGCUCGUUCAACGGCUCCUUGAAUGGCAGAAGGAAGAUAUCGCGUCCGGUAAACUUAGCUACAUUGAUAAAACAACAGGAAAGCUUAAGAAGCCUCUUAUGCCCAUAUCCGACAACGAAACUCGCUGGAAUUCGAGGUACAGGAUGAUGCAGCGUGCCAAGCUUCUCCGUUCUUACUUUUCUCGGUUGGUCAUAUACAUCCAAGAACAAUGGGAGCAUGAGAAGCUGCGAAAGAAGGGCAUAAAAAAGCCCACGAUUCUUGAUGAUAAGCUAGAAGAUAGUGAUUGGGAUGUUAUCGAAGUGUUUCUGAAGAUUCUUGGUGCCUUUGACGCUCUCUCAACCCGUCUACAGGGCAAUGGCGAGCCUGAUGAGGAUGGCCACAUCCGGUCUGGCGCGUUCUGGGAAUACUUUCAAUCCUUCGAGUUCCUCCUUAGCCAUCUCGAGAAGCUGAAGAUCAAUACAGACCUGGUAGACGGGCUGGACUCUAAAUCAGUUACUAUGGUACGGAGUCAUAUUAAUCUGGCCUGGGAAAAACUUGACAGUUAUUACCAGAAGCUGUGUCCGCCUGCGUACGCCGCUGCUAUUGUUCUACAUCCUUGUUAUGGCUGGGCGGCGCUGGCGAAGUAUUUUAAAGGCAACCCUAAUGCGAAGGAGUGGCUUGCAGAGCAUAAACAUUCCGUGAAGAAAUUAUGGGAGAAAGACUAUCAGAAUAUGCCCUUGAAGUCCGCCGAGACUGCUUCAUCAUCAUCAAAAUCGACUUCCCACAAGAGACGCAGUGAAUUUGAGACCUUUCUUGACUCAGCAAUGGAAGACGAUGAGGAUGACAUGGUGGCUAUGGAUGGUAGCAUAGAUCCCCUCCUUGACGAGUACGAGAGGUAUUGUAGGACAUGGAAGCGUGCGGAUCCUCAGCUCUAUCGAGAGAAUCCGUAUUUAUGGUGGAAGGCGCGCGAGAAGGAAUACCCAAGACUUUCUCGUAUGGCCAGCGAUUUUUUGUCCAUCCCUGCGAUGUCUGCUCAAACAGAGCGAGAAUUCAGCUCUUGUGGACGUAUGGUGGGCGUAUUAAGAACAAGGUUGGACCGUUGGGGCAUUGCUAUGUCGCAGUGCAUUCGUUCAUGGAAGAAAGAAGGUAUUAUAUAG